CCGCUCUGAGGGAAGUGGAGGGGAGGAAGCGCGGGGUGCAGAUGAUGGCGGACCAGUCCUCUUAUUUCUAUUAAACUGAUCAGAAGAUCUCUCUGAAACAGCGGCAUGGGUUCUCCUCUUCCUCUCACCUCGCUGCGCCUGCUGGUGCCUCCACUGCGUCUCAUGUCUGCCUUCAUGUGGCAAGUGGUCAAGCAGCAGAAGUUGGAGCAUUUUAAUAAACUGGAAGAGUACAUCCUUCUCCUGAUUAAGAUGUUUCCAGAGAUUCUGAGUGACAGACAGAAGACAGCAUUAGUGAUGGGUCUCAGAGCGAAGAUGAUGCUUGAAAUGUGUAAAGAUGAGGUGCCAGUCGACUUGGAGACGAUCAAGGCUCGUCUUCACACCAUUGAGUCCAAGGCAUCAGGUUCAGAGGUGGAAAAUUUGCAGUGUAAAUUGUUAAAGCUUAUUCUGAGCCUUUUGGAAGACCCAGUAAAAAAGGAGCAUUUCUUUCAGGAAGUGUUCCCGUUUGAGUAUGGUCCUGACUUUGACAAAGCACUACAGGUGCUGGUUGGACAUUUUCUCUCCAGGCUGGAACAGCUGCUGCCUGUGCCAAACUUUAAACAGGCUGCCUCUUGGCUGAGUACAGAGACCACCGUUUGGGAGAAUGUGGUGGAGAAUAAUUGGGAUCCCAGAUACUUGCUGCCUUUGCUUCGAAGUGACUAUCAGGGAACUCUGGAGACAAACGGUCUCCCAUCUGUUGUUGAGGACAGAGUCAUCUCUACUUUGUCUCUGCCACCUUUGACUGAUGUGGUCACAGACUGUGAGAGUAAUGCUGAAAACCAAUCAGAACAUUCCGUGUGCCUAAAGUGGUCUGUCGAGAUAAAUCAGAAUGGCUCGAGUGUAAACCAGGAAGUAAGCCAGGAGAGUGUGACAGAUGUGCCGGCCGUUGAAAUCUUCACUUCAGUUGAAGUAGAAGACUACAUUGUGACUGAGAUGAUUGCAGAGUCUGAAGCACCAACAGGCAGCCUGCAAGAAGAAGUGCAUUUGAUGGAGAAAAACAUUGAAGAAAGUCUUGUCUGUGAGGUUGAAGAGGAAGCAACGGACAUCGCUCAAAGCGAGAAUGAGAACAGAGCAUCAGCAGACAAUGCAGCUCCAGCUGAAAUUGACCCUGAUGUACAUGAACCUGAUGAACAUGAACCUGAUGAACAUGAACCUGAUGAACAUGAAUCUGAUGUACAUGAAUCUGAUGUACAUGAACCUGAGCCAAGCUCUGUGAUCUCUGGCUGUAAUUCAGAUCUGAAGAACGUCUCUGAAGAAGCUGCUGAGAAAGAUCCUCAGACCAACAGUGGCCACCUGCUGAAAGUGGUUGUUCCUAGUCGUCUGAUUCCAAUAAUUAAACAAGUCCGCCUGCCUUCAGUUUCUCUCUCUCGCUGCACUAGUGACCCCGGACCUCUUAAAAUGGGCUCUGCGGUCUUAAAGAAAUCUGCAUCUUCCUCAAAAAAAAGAGGCAAGACUAAAGCAAAGAUUCAGAAGAAAAGACCGCACGCAUGCUCUGAGUGUGGAAUGUCCUUCAGGUGCCGGGUAGAGCUCAAAGCACACAUGCGAAGACACACUGAAAAAGGACCCUACAAAUGUCAGCCCUGUAAGCUGAAUUUCAGGACCUAUUUCCAGGCUUCUGUCCACCAGCGGAAGUGGCACAGCCAGGUGACAUACUCCUGUUCCCAGUGUGACAAGAGCUUUCAGUCAAUGAAGACAUGGCUUAUGCAUCGCAAAGAGCACAGAGACAGAACGACGCACCGCUGCACCGACUGCGGCAAAGAGUGUAUAUCCCUGCAGGCUCUGAUUAAUCACUCCAAGGUUCACAACCACUUGGUGAGCGAACGUUUGCCGGACGCCUACAAAUGCAUCGCUUGUGGUGAAACUUUCUCCCUGAAAGAGGAAUUUGUGAGCCACAUGAGAACUCACAAACCUCGUGCCCCAAUUGUGGACAGGGACAAAGCAGUAAAGCGCGCAAAGCGUCAACCAGGAGAGUGCCGGUUCUGCGGCCAGACGUUUUCUGUGAUCGAGCUGCGGAACCAUCUAAAAAGUCAUCCGGAGUUUCGGCCUCAUCAGUGCGACCACUGCGGCAAGUGUUUUGCCACUCUGCAAAGCCUGCUGGCCCACAUAUCCAAUCACACGGGGGAGAAACCUCACGAAUGCGAAGACUGCGGUAAGAAGUUCUUCAGCAGCACUCAGCUGAAGUCCCACAUGAAGUGCCAUUCCACAGAGAGGCCGUACUGCUGCUCCUACUGCGGGAAGUGCUUCCUCUCCAUCGGCAACCUCACUAUCCACACCAGGCGGCACACCGGCGAGAAACCGUACGUGUGCUUGGAGUGCGGAAAGGCCUUCAGUUCUGCCGGCUGCCUGCAGGUCCAUCGUCGCUGCCACACUGGAGAGAAGCCAUACCCCUGCAACAUCUGUGGACGAAGCUUCAUCGUGUCGAGCCACCGCGUGGUACACAUGAGAUCACACAUGGGCGUGCGCCCUUACUCCUGCGAAAUCUGCGGGAAAGCUUUCACGAGGAAACGCUGCUUGAGCGAACACGUGUUCAGCCACAGCGACGUGAAACCCUUUCCAUGUUCCAUCUGCUCGAAGAGCUUCACUCGCCGUGGCCACCUAAAGAGACACAUGCAGUCCCACAGUGGAGACCCCAGCAGUGAAAUCAGUUAAAAAACAAAACAAAGAAAAAUUACCCUGAAAAACUAAAAAUUUGUUUAGUCAUUCUAACAAUUCUUGAAUUUGAAUAUGUGUGACUCAGUUUUGUUGUGGUGUUUACCAUGAACUAUGUAGAAAGUGCUUAAGAGUUACACAAAUCAAAAAGCAUUGUUAUUAGAAUGUUAUUAUUGUGUCAAGCAGUGUCAGGCAAUUCUUCCUUGUAUUAAUUCAUAUAUUUUGCAACAAUAAAAAAAAAACUAAUGGUAAUAUUUAUAUUUGAGAAAAUGUACACUUUUGUAAGUCUAUGCUUGCUGUAAAGACCAAUAAAAAAUGUGUUGGAGACAGA
Molecule: messenger RNA, 3016 nt
Organism: Astyanax mexicanus (Mexican tetra)
Lineage: Eukaryota; Metazoa; Chordata; Actinopteri; Characiformes; Acestrorhamphidae
Product: zinc finger protein 879
Exons: 9
Coding region: 106-2685 (859 amino acids)
Biological process (GO): regulation of transcription by RNA polymerase II
Cellular component (GO): nucleus
Molecular function (GO): RNA polymerase II transcription regulatory region sequence-specific DNA binding; DNA-binding transcription factor activity, RNA polymerase II-specific
Source: RefSeq, a predicted model, not a curated record